UUAUAGCGGUCGCCGCCUCGUGCCAGUUUCCGUUCUUUUCUCCGGUUGCUGGGCGCCAAGACAAACUCACGCUCUGUUUAACUAGAACAUAAUUACUGACGCGCGUAAAUAUUUGCUCGGAAAACAGACUGACCAGGAGCGAUGGGUAUAAAUACGCGAACCGCUAAUUGUCCAUAAUGCGAAACGGACAGCAAGACUUCACAAGUGACAUUCAUCGAGUAAGCUAUUAUACGGAUGGCAGCAACCGUGAUCAGGACGCUGAGCCAUUUUGGUUUGGCGAGACCCAUCCAGCCCUGGUUCUUUCCUGUAGAGGAUGAGGAAGAGACUGAAGAAGAGUAUGAAGAGGAGCUGAAAGGAGAUAGUCUGGAAGAGAUAGAGGAUACAGUGUCCAGUGAGUCUCAAGAGGAAGUGCCAUGCAGUUGUGAAUCCUCCCCCAAUAACACUGAGAUGACCAACCAACUAUUGCGGUUUGCCGAGCUCAUUAGCAAUGAUGUGCAACGCUAUUUUGGACGAAGCCAAGAUCCUGAUGCUUGUGACAUUUAUGCAGAGAGACCAUGUGCAAAAGUUGGGGGCCGUCAGCGCUACUAUGCUGACUUUAUUAAAGUAGCAUCCUCAGGGCAAGGGGAAGAGCCAGAGUCGCUCGGGCCCCUUGCAGAGCUCUUUCAAGAUGCUCAAAGAAAGGGGCGCGGUCUUCCCAUGAGUCAACGCCGCCUACCAAUCAGCUUCUGGACAGAGCCACUCUCACACCAAUUAGAUGUGUUAAAUGAUCCAAACACACCAGAGAAGUCACUCAGUAUGAGCAACACUGCAGUGAGCACCCUUAACAUCAACACAUCAUUGAGCAUGUAUAAUAGCACAAAUGUUUGCGGCAUGGCCAGCUCCAAUAUUUCAGGGACUCUCAGUAGCUCAAACACACCAGAUUUCAGUGAUUUACUCGCUCACUGGGCAAUGGACAGAGACAAUACCAGUGAAUUUACCAGUGACUUCUUGCUAUAACAGACUCUGAUACAUACAGUCCUCUACAGUGAAAACAUUUUAUGUUUAAAAUUAAGUUACACCAACAAAACUAAUUGUAUGUGUUAGAUCAGGCAGUCAUAGAUCAUUCAGUUAACAAUUGCAGGUUACUAGUUUUUACAUUUUGUACUGCAAACAAUUCUAUUCUUUAUCUGUAUGUUUGUACAUUUUUCGAUCCUAAUUGACUUAAUUUUUUGGAUGUGCAUGUAUGCAUUUUCCUGUACAAGCAUCUCAACAUCCUUAAAACGAGAUAAAUGUUGCAUAAUUGCAUAAUAUAUUACUGUAUGCAUAUUGCGGCGCCACAAAACGGUGCCACAAUAUGCAGAAAAGGACAGCGAAUUGGUCCGAUUUCUCUUCCCAGUCCAGCCCUGAUUGCAUGUAAUAAUUAUCUAUCUAUGAAUUGACACACUAAACACACUGAACUAACUCUGCAAUUUCCACAUAAACAUAGGCAGAGAAUUAGGCUGUAUUAUUUAUAAUAGUUUUAAAGCUACAGGUAAAUACAGGUUAAACAUGAUUGCCAACUUAAUAGACAAUCCUGGAUCUCACACAUUCAGUGCAAUUAAAUACAGAUAAGCAUUUUGAAUAUAUGUAUACCACGCUUAAGUCAACAUUUGUGCAUGUUUUCCUCUCUUUUUUUAAAUAGUUUUAGAGUAAUUCAUACUCUACAUAUCAGUUGUUACUAAAAUCAAUAAAAACGUAUUGUGAUAAA
This is a messenger RNA of Xyrauchen texanus (razorback sucker), 1726 nucleotides long. Its product is annotated as protein PERCC1. Bases 235 to 996 code for a protein of 253 amino acids. Lineage: Eukaryota; Metazoa; Chordata; Actinopteri; Cypriniformes; Catostomidae. The transcript has 2 exons. The record is from RefSeq and is a predicted model, not a curated record.